Molecule: messenger RNA, 1137 nt
Organism: Solanum tuberosum (potato)
Lineage: Eukaryota; Viridiplantae; Streptophyta; Magnoliopsida; Solanales; Solanaceae
Exons: 6
Coding region: 1-1137 (378 amino acids)
Biological process (GO): DNA integration
Molecular function (GO): nucleic acid binding
Source: RefSeq, a predicted model, not a curated record
AUGCCUGAAGGAGAAGCUGAUUUUUCCCCAGUGAUCAUUGGCCAAUAUUGGGCUGAACCAUUUGAGGUAAUGUGCGAUGCUAGUGUCACUGAACAGGAACUACUGGUUGUGGUGUAUGCUUUCGAGAAAUUCAGAGACUACUUGAUGGGUACUAGAGUGAUAGUCCACACGGAUCAUGCAGCUCUGAGAUACCUCAUGGCAAAGAAAGAUACCAAGCCAAGGCUGAUCAGAUGGGUGUGGAUGUUUCAAGAGUUUGAUUUUGAGGUUAAGGAUAGGAGAGUAUUAACUGCAACUCUUGAUCAUAUUUUUUGGUUUGCUGGUUUUGCUAACUUUCUUGUUAGUGACUUGAUGCAUGAGGGGCUGACAUUUCAGCAAAGGAAGAGGGUGUGUGCUGAUAAUAUCAUCAGGCGAUGCAUCCCUGAAGCUGAGAUGUUGAAUAUUCUAGAGGCUUGUCACUCCUCUCCAGUGGGUGGCCAUCAUAGAGGCGCUCAGAUAGUCCAUAAGGUGCUUCAGAGUGGGAAGUAUACACUGGUGGCAGUGUACUAUGUGUCCAAAUGGGUUAAGGCAGUUUCUCUGCCUGAGAAUGAUGGCAAAAGUGUUGCUGGCUUUCUGAAAAAGAAUAACUUCUCAAGGUUUGGCACACCCAAAGCUAUUAUCAUUGAUGGCGGUUCCCACUUUUGCAACAAGGUAUUCACUGCGCUUCUAGCCAAAUAUGGGGUUAAACAACACAAGGUGGUAACACAUUAUCACCCACAGACUAGUGACCAAGUUGAGGUAUCCAAUAGGGAAAUAAAGGCGAUUCUGGAAAAAAGAGUGAAUGCCAACAUGGAAGAUUGGGCACGAAAGUUAGAUGAUGCUCUAUGGGCAAAUCGGACAGCCUUCAAGACACCUAUUGGUAUGUCUCCAUAUCAAUUGGUGUUUGGAAAGGCAUGUCAUUUUCCAGUUGAGCUUGAGCAGAAGGCACUCUGGGCAUUGAAGAAGCUGAAUCUAAGUAACUCAGGUGUUCAUUCGGGAGCUAUUGAGCUUGAGAAUGACAAGGGUGAGAGGUUCAAGGCCAAUGGUCAGCGAAUCAAGGCAUACUUGGGUGUUCCAGAAGAAGUGAAAUUAGUGGAUGAAUGUAAGCUUGAUGAAGUCUGA